Messenger RNA from Alligator sinensis (Chinese alligator), 2383 nucleotides. It is a transcript of the gene FAM227A, whose product is annotated as family with sequence similarity 227 member A. The transcript is spliced from 16 exons. The coding region runs from base 342 to 2069 and encodes 575 amino acids. The record is from RefSeq and is a predicted model, not a curated record. Lineage: Eukaryota; Metazoa; Chordata; Crocodylia; Alligatoridae.
CUGGGUCUCGUCCCCGUGGGGGCCUCUGGCGCGGGUAGCAGAGGUACCACGCGAGCUCCGUGAGCAUCACGUCAUGGGCAGAGGAGACGCGGGAGGGGGCGCUGCAGAGUCGCUCCCAAAGCCCUGAGAGACGUGACCUUUAUCGCGGGAUUGCCUGGGGGCUGCGCUGUCCCACGCGUCAGACUGGUGGCUGGCACGCAAGAAAACGGCAAACGGACCAUAGAGGAAGUUGACAGUGGAACGUCUCCGGGGCUGGCUGGUGUCAGGCCCUGGUCUGAAGGUGCAGACGGUCUGCACCCGCUCCCCUGCCCGGGAAUUAGUUGGUAUUUAGCACUGGAAAAAUGGCUAACCACACUGCAUCAAUGACCUCAUUUGGAGAAUUCCUGGGGAUAUUGCCUUUGAAGCAUGCAGAGGAGACUGACACCAGCCAGCAGGGCCUGGAUGAAAAACCUUCAAAGUGCCUCAUUGGCAGCAUGCAGGAAGUGAACAAGAAAAUCGCUCGUUUUGAAUUGGAUUUGAAAAGAUACCAUGGUAUUGGCCUGGUGCUCGAAGAUUUGGAGUCAUCAAAGCCACACACAAUACAGAAGAGCUUCAGAAGAGAGAAAAAGCACUACCAGGCAGCCACGGACAGAGACAAAGACAGGAAGGAGUCUCAAGCCUUUGUACACAAACACAAGCAUUCUGUACCUACACUGGAUGUUGACCUGCUGCCUCAGACCAAGGCCACCCAUAAGAAGAGUAUGUCAGAAAAGGACAAGCUGGUGGAACUAUAUCAAUACCCAGGGUAUAAUGAGCAUGAACCAACAGCACUGCCUAAUGAGACAAACCUAGCUGAAGUAGUGGAGAAAGUUGUGCGUGCCCAGAGAAAGCCAGCAAGCGGAAAGAUUCGCUUUCCUCAAAAGAAGCUACGGAUGUUCCUCACAGCUCCACUCUCCCAGGCUGUUCUGCUGGAUAGCUUCUGGUGGUUCUUUCUCCAAUUGUAUCAGCCAAACCAAGAGAUUCAGGCACGGCUGUUUGAUCGCAUUGCAAAGAACUAUGCCUCUCUCCUACUUGACUGUCACAAAUUCCGCCACCAGGAGGCCCUCAUUAAAGCUUUCCCUUCCUUGCUGAGCCAAGCCUUGUACACCUGCUUCUGCUCCAGCUUCCCAGGGUCCUGGUUCAAUACGGAUGAGUUCAAGUCCCAGCUCUGUAAUGUGCUGUCAGAGUGGAUGGCAGGAACAUUGCCUGUCCCAGGGACCUACACAAGCUGGGACUACUCCCAGUUGGAACCAGAAAGGUUCAGAAGAGAAGAUUUGCUGUCAACAAAAAGGAAACAGAGUGUCACUUCCUUCCCCUUUGCUUCUUUCAAGACUUCUGGCAGUCUAGAGAAGACACAUCAGCCUUCCAUUCAGCCAUGGAAGCCCAACCCUUUGAUGCAAGUUGUCAACAAGUGCCAGCCUGGUCAAAGAAGCCUACACCUUGAAUCCAGGGAAGCUGUACGUGGAUCUAUGUCCUUGAAAGGUGGCAGGGCCCUGCCAUGUGAUCUGCAGUUUAAAAAGAAUCAUGAAGAAAGUGGUUUGAAGCAGACCCAACAUGUGCUGGAGACAAGACGGCCAAAGAUCACGUCGCUUCAAAAAGAGUCACACCCAGCUUGUCGGGGCCCUGAAUUCACUUGGCAUCUUUUUAACAUCAAUGGGCACAGCCCACUAAUUCAGCACUUCCUCCAGAGCUACAAGGCUGAACCACAGGCUGGACAGGAUAUCCUGAUUCACAGGAGGGAGAUCUACAAGCCUAUACCAGAGUCUUCUCCAACUUAUGCAGAUAUAAUCCAACAGAGUUUUCAUCAUCUCCGCCAGCUAGAAAGCACUUUCAAAAACAUGUACCAGCGACACUGCAGGGAAAUGAGGGAUUUUGACAAGCAGCAGCAGAAGGAAAAGCAAGAAUUCCUCAGGAAAGAGAAGCAAUUGCUCUUGGAAAAAGGAAAGAUGAAGACACUGAACCAACUGCUGCCCCCUCACCUAGAUGUACUUUGCAGUUCUGACAAGACUUCGGGUGCAUCAAGAAAUGUCAUCACUCAGGACCAGCCUUAAAUUAAACUGUACCCUAAGCAAAAAAGAAUGUUAUCCUCCUAAAAUUUAUUGACCAUAAAUGUCUGUUUGCAACUCUGCUGCAUCCUAAUACAGUAUGCUUUGGGCAGUCGACCCCAAACAUCAGAGCUUUUGCCACUGAUUAAAAACAGUCAAACCUGAAAAAAAUGUCGAUUCAGUUCACAGGAGCACUUGGAGAGUGUAAAUGUUUGAGUUAUAACUUCUUUGGUGUAUAAACCUAGACUGGAAAAAAAUCUCAUAAAAUGUGUAUUGUGUAAGAACUGAAUGAAAGUGAUACGUGGUGAUGAAAAAAGCCA